Messenger RNA from Halteromyces radiatus, 699 nucleotides. Its product is annotated as 4'-phosphopantetheinyl transferase. Gene Ontology annotation, biological process: fatty acid biosynthetic process. Gene Ontology annotation, molecular function: magnesium ion binding; holo-[acyl-carrier-protein] synthase activity. The record is from RefSeq and is a predicted model, not a curated record. Lineage: Eukaryota; Fungi; Mucoromycota; Mucoromycetes; Mucorales; Cunninghamellaceae. The transcript is spliced from 3 exons. The coding region runs from base 78 to 467 and encodes 129 amino acids.
CUCAAUCACUAUUAUUGUCUGAUUGUCUUAAUUUUUUUUUUUAUAUUUACAUUGUACCCUUUUGACAUUUCCUUUGAAUGAUCUUGGGGAUUGGUGUUGAUAUCAUUCAUUUACCUAGAAUUGUAAAAGUGGUCAAACAUAGUCGUGAACGUUUUGCUCGUAGGAUUUUAAGCCCCACAGAAUAUCAAGAAUUCUUUCAACGUUUUCCUAAGCCAACAGAUGCUAUACAACAACAACAAGAAAUUCUUUAUCUUGGAUCGAGAUGGUGUAUUAAAGAAGCAGUUUAUAAAGCACUUUAUCCAAUUCAUAAAUUAGAAUGGAAACAAGUAACUGUCACUAAGGAAAAAGGUAAACCAGGUCUUCAUAUUAUUAAUGGGUCUAAACAUGGUAUUCAUCGUUCCCAUGUCAGUUUAUCGCAUGAUGGUGAAUAUGCUAUAGCUCAAGUUAUCCUGGAAUCAAAAGAUUAACACUCCGUCUUGGGUACAACUGUCGCACCUGCUUACCGUCUUAAAUGGGCCUUUUUUUUGCUGUUAUUUUCAUCGAAAAUUUUUAUUACUUUUUUUUUUUUCUCUCUCUUCUUUUUAUUUAUUCUUUUUAUUUUUUAUUUUUUCUUCUUCUUCUUUUUCUUCUUUAUACCAUUUAUCCUUAUAUCAUUUAGGACAUAAUAAAAUAAUAUUAUAUUAGUAUAGAUACAAGAAU